AUGAUGCAUGAAAUGCAUAUUGAUGAUAAACCAUCUACUACGUCUCAAUUCAUCUUACCAAUGGUAUUUGAAAAUCAAUCUUUGAACCAUUCUCCACAUCAUCAACAACAGCUACAUAAACAACAUUGUGAUCGUACACGGUUUUUUUACCAAUUGCAUCAAAAGAAAAAGGAACGUCGUCUUCCACAUGGUCCAUUAUCUGUACGUCAUCAUCAACAACAUGUAAAAGAAAUUAAAAGAAAUAAUCAAGACCAAAAAAGGGAAAUAAAUUAA
Molecule: messenger RNA, 273 nt
Organism: Rotaria sordida
Lineage: Eukaryota; Metazoa; Rotifera; Eurotatoria; Philodinida; Philodinidae
Source: the annotation of a GenBank genome assembly